Nylanderia fulva is the source of this 643-nucleotide messenger RNA. Its product is annotated as acylphosphatase-1. NCBI's taxonomy places the organism in Eukaryota, Metazoa, Arthropoda, Insecta, Hymenoptera, Formicidae. Gene Ontology annotation, molecular function: acylphosphatase activity. The record is from RefSeq and is a predicted model, not a curated record.
AAAAUAUAUAUACAUAUAUUAUUCUGAGGCAAUAUGAAUAUUUUGCCAAGUGUCAAACAAAUGCCAAUUAUUUCCAAACAUCGCACGAACGAGCGACAUCUGGAUCAGAGUCGCCUUGGAAAACGUUUAACACGUCGAAUGAUCGGAUUAACGUACCUCCUCAUUUGCUCAUUAAUCUCGUCGUCGUUUCUCGAGGCAUCGUCGUCGUCGACGAAGAACCCGAAAAUGUCGAAGAUGCUCGCAGUAGAUUUCGAGGUCUUCGGCAUCGUGCAAGGUGUCUUCUUCAGGAAGUAUACGCAGAAACGCGGCAAGGAGUUGGGUCUGAAAGGAUGGUGCAUGAACACGUCGAACGGUACCGUCGUUGGUCAUUUGGAGGGAGAAAAGUCUCGAGUCGAAGAGAUGAAACAGUGGCUUCGUCACACUGGUAGUCCUCAGUCGCGGAUCGAUAAGGCGGAAUUUCGCAACGAGAAGGAAAUCUCGCAGCCAUCGUUCUCGAAUUUUGAAGUUCGGAGGGAAUGAGAAUAAAUAUAUAAAAAGAAAAAAAUAUAGCGCUCUUAUAAUUUAGUUUGAACAAUUUAAGUUAUUAUCACUCUUAUUGUAAUAAAAGAAUCACUCUAUUUAAAUAAAUGUAAUAUAAAAUCUA